Molecule: messenger RNA, 2032 nt
Organism: Chenopodium quinoa (quinoa)
Lineage: Eukaryota; Viridiplantae; Streptophyta; Magnoliopsida; Caryophyllales; Amaranthaceae
Product: DNA repair protein recA homolog 3, mitochondrial-like
Exons: 8
Coding region: 360-1610 (416 amino acids)
Biological process (GO): DNA repair
Molecular function (GO): single-stranded DNA binding; ATP hydrolysis activity; ATP-dependent DNA damage sensor activity
Source: RefSeq, a predicted model, not a curated record
AUAUCGGAAACUUUCAUUAAAUUUAGGUAAUUGAUACACAACAAGACCACAAGUCCACAACCAAUCAAAUAUUUUAAAAAAAGUUGGGACUUCUCAAAAAAGAGUUUGAAAAGGAGGGAAAAACCUCCCCCACUUUGCACACAAACCCCAUUCCUCAUUUCCAUAAACCCUAAAAAAAACCAGUGACAAUUAACACACUCUCUCCCUGUUCUUCCCUCUUUCUUUCCUUCAAAUUCUUUAAUUACUCCCAGAAAAUGCUCUGACAUUUUUAAAUUUUUCUUCAAUUUCUCUCUCCAAUUUUUGAACCCUUUUCCCAAAUUUCUCAAAGGGUUCAACCUCUCAAGCUCAAGCUAUAUCCCAUGGCGAGGCUUCUUCGCCACGCUUCUUCUUUGCGACGCUCUCUGUUUCCUCCAGAGAGCUUCAGGAGAGAGGUGUUGGGAAUGUCGUCUUUUCAAUGCAAAGAGUUUUCUUCAAAAGGUCGAAAGAAAAAAUCAGAUGGAAGUGACUCUAAUGAUGAAGGCCUGUCAAAGAAAGAAUUAGCUCUUAAACAAGCGUUAGACCAAAUCACGACUUCAUUUGGAAAGGGAUCUAUUAUGUGGCUUGGUCGGUCUGUAACUCCUAGAAAUGUCCCAGUGGUGUCUACUGGGUCAUUUGCUCUAGACAUAGCAUUAGGCAUUGGAGGACUCCCUAAGGGGCGUGUGGCUGAGGUUUUUGGACCAGAGGCAUCUGGGAAGACUACUUUAGCCCUUCAUGUAAUUGCUGAAGCUCAGAAGCAAGGAGGGUACUGUGCCUUUGUUGAUGCUGAACACGCUCUUGAUCCAGCUCUAGCAGAAGCUAUUGGUGUAAAUACACAAAAUCUGCUUUUAUCACAGCCAGAUUGUGGUGAACAAGCUCUUAGCCUUGUGGAUACUCUCAUUCGAAGUGGUUCACUUGAUGUUGUGGUAGUUGAUAGUGUUGCUGCCCUUGUGCCAAAAGGAGAACUUGAUGGUGAAAUGGGUGAUGCACAUAUGGCAAUGCAAGCAAGAUUAAUGAGCCAAGCACUUCGAAAAUUAAGCCAUUCAUUGUCUCAGUCACAGUGUAUAUUACUAUUUUUGAAUCAGGUGAGGGCAAAGAUUUCAACUUUCGGAUUUGGUGGUCCUACCGAAAUUACUUGUGGAGGUAAUGCUUUGAAGUUCUAUGCGUCGGUGCGCCUGAACAUCAGGAGGACUGCAUUUGUCAAGAAAGGAGAAGAGAUUGUCGGGAGUCAGGUCCUUGUGAAAGUCAUAAAGAACAAGCACGCACCUCCUUUUAGAACUGCUGAAUUUGAAAUCGAGUAUGGCAAGGGCAUAUGCAGGGAUGCAGAGCUCAUUAGUCUGGGUGUCAAGCACAAGCUUAUAAAUAAGCAGGGUGCUAUGUACGCCUUCAACGGCCAUAAUUUCCGUGGGAAAGAUGCAGUUAGAAAGUUUCUCAUUGAGAAUGGAAGAGAUAGAGAUGAGCUUGAAACAACGCUUAGAGAAAAACUACUACAUUCAACAGAGGAGGCUGUAGAAGGAGAUGUCACUGAACCAGCAGAAGAAACAGUUCUGCCUGAUGCAACUGAUGAAGCUGUAGUCACUGCCGCAGAAGCAUAAGAUAUACAGAAAGUUCUUUUCUGGAUGGCUUUUGGUGUCAGAUAAUUCAAGCAGCUUCUACUACGGAGUAGUUGUGAUCAAGCAUGUGCAGGAGCUAAUAUAAGGUUCUGAAUACGUAGAGGAUUUUUGCUUGCAAUUGUCAGGGUAUACUUCAACCUAUAAGUUAAUAUAUCAGUGCUUAAACUGGGAUGGGUGAGAGAGUUUUGGCGGGUCUCUAAGACUGGAGAGAUUCUUAGCUACACCCAAUGUGUUAUAGGAGUGAGGUUAGUUCUUUGAUAUUUUGAAUAGUGUAUAUUUCACUAAUUUAAGACAGCUCAAAUCUCCUUGUUUAUGGUGGUAGCAAAGCUCAGUUGUGUAUCAUAGUAUCUGGAAGAAUAUUAUGAAGAAUUUUGGCCUAAAAUGCAGUGAUUGGAUUGACACAC